GAAAAAGCACUACAUAAACGAACAAACAGAUAAAGCUGCCGUGUGGGCCGAGGACUGUUAUAGUAAAUUAAAAGACAAGAUUGAAAGCUUUUGAAAUUGUCUGCAUUCGUUGAACAAACAGCACUGGAAGAUGCUAUGCCAAGUAUAGGUUUCUUAUUUCUACCCAUUUAUGUUUAUUUAGAAAGAAAGAACCCUGAAAAAAUUAGUAAUCUUCCAAGAUCUCCAAAAUUAGAUGGGUAAUAUCCUCUAUAAGAACCGUUGGCUAGUGUCCAUGAUGAUUCUUUCUCUCCUCUUCAACGUUCAAGCCCAAGACAUUUUUGUACAGAACAGGCCAGAAUUGCCACAAACUAUUCAUCCGAGCAAAGGGAUUGUGAUCACAGUCCUGUCCAUAAUGUUUACCAUAACAUUUCUCUUACUUGCCUAUGUGAAAUUCUGUCGAGAUAUUCCUCGUGAACUUCUGAACCAAAAUCAAAACUUUCAUGGACUAACUCGAUCAAGGUCUAGGUUUUCUGGGAUUGACAGACAAGUAAUUGAAACUCUCCCUUUCUUCAAGUUUUCUUCCCUCAAGGGAUCCAAAGAAGGCCUUGAAUGUACCGUUUGCUUAUCCGAAUUCGAGGACAUAGAGAUUCUUAGAUUGCUACCAAAGUGCCAGCACGCUUUCCACGUGAAUUGCAUUGACAAGUGGCUUGAAAACCACUCUACAUGCCCUCUUUGCAGGUACAGGGUUGAACCAGGGGACAUCAAGAACCUUACUUAUUCGUUGAGCUCAAGGUCCCUCCGAGGUCCUUCAAAUCUAAAUGAGGACCCAAAUCUUGAAUUCUUUGUCCAGAGAGAGCCAUCCCAUCGAGGGUCAUCAGGAUUUGACACUGGAAGUGCCUUUUGGGAUAGCAGUGGUGGUACAAAGUGGGAACAUGUUCACGAACUCAAUCAUAAAAUAGUCAUCUCUGAUGUUGUUACGAGGAGCAGGUGGAGUGAUCUUAAUUCUUCAGACCUUCUAUCCUUGAACUGUGAGAUGAUUCAUGAUAUGUGCAGCACAAGAUUCUCUCCUUUGGAAAACACCAGAAAUGAAAAGUUUCACGGAACUUCAAGCCUUCCUUCUACUUCCAAUGAGGAAGAAAAUUCAUUUACGGCACUAAAUUCUACUGAGAAGAGGUCCAUGUCUGACAUUGCUAAUGUUCCAAGGUUUGCAGAAAUCAACAAGCAGAAUAGAAUCAGAGAAUAUGUGGCAUCUAGUGGGGACAAUAGGAGCGAAGAGAGGUUGUGCAGGAUUUGGUUGCCAAUUGCAAGGCGAACAGUCCAAUGGAUUGCAAGACAAGAAAGAAAUUCAGUUGAAUUAGAACACAAACCUUUAGCUUCAAACGUUUGAUCACUGUAAUGGGAUGGGACCAAAUAGUAGGUACUGUGUAUACUAUGUGCUGUGUGCACAUGUUGAUUG
This is a messenger RNA of Gastrolobium bilobum, 1435 nucleotides long. Its product is annotated as E3 ubiquitin-protein ligase ATL42-like. The transcript has a single exon. The record is from RefSeq and is a predicted model, not a curated record. The coding region runs from base 233 to 1366 and encodes 377 amino acids. NCBI's taxonomy places the organism in Eukaryota, Viridiplantae, Streptophyta, Magnoliopsida, Fabales, Fabaceae.